AUGUUUCUGCCACAUUUACCACUGUUGUCACUGCAACAUGAAAAAUUAAGAAAAAUUUCACUUGAGGAGGAAGAAGGAGAGGAGGAGUUGACGACCUAUGACGAAUUUGAACACAAUAAAAAACCAGAAACAAGCUUUUCCCUUCGACAGCAAUAUGAACUUGACAAUAAAAAUUCUUUACUUGAUCGUGAAAAACACAUGCAUGUAUUAUCAUCAUUGAGUGGAGACAAUUUUCUUCGACGACAAUUGGACUAUGAAGAGGAUUAUGGUAACAAUAGCAACACAGAACAAGACGAAAUGGUUACACAAUAUAGUAAUAAUAAUAAUAAUAAUAACACUGUCGAUUCAUCGAAAAAUAUACUACUGAACCGAAAGUUAUAUGAUGAUAUUUCUCAGUGUAAUCAACCAAAAUCAGAUUCCACCGAUAGUCUAUGUUUGGAAGUGAACAAUAAUAAUAAGAAGAAUAACGGUCAUUUUCUAUCUGGCACCAGUACUCCCCCUGAUACGAUGUAUAAUUACAAUGGGCUUCCGACAGUUUACUCAUCUUUGGAGAAUAAUAAUAAUAAAUUACCUAGAAAACAAUUUAAUUUACACCUGCAACAAGUCCCACCUCAAUUACAAGUACAACUUACACAAUCCCAUAAUUUACAGAGAUCGCUAUUGGCAAAUUCUUCAGCAACCAACUUGAAUGCUUAUUUACGGGGUAAUCGAAGGUAUUCUUCUUCAGGAAACAGUAACCCUAUUAAUGAUUUGUUGACAAGUCCAAAAUUCAUCAAAUCCAAUAGGUUCAAUAGUCCUAUUCCUCCAUCAACACCAACCACAACAGCGCAAACGUCACCCAUUACCAAUGGCAAUCCCACGAUAGAUCAAAAAAAUAGAUUGGUCGACCAGUUUUACAAUUCUGGUAGAAUCACAUCACCAGGUAGUCGAGUUGAUUUGUCUAACAUGCAUAAAGAAACUCUGUUGAUUUCUCCAACUCAACAAUCAUUUUCAAAAGUAAGCACACCUAAAUCAGAAAGGAAAUUCAAUUGGAAAGAAGAUUCACUUGAGCCACGAGAUGAUUUGACUGAUUUUUCUCCAACCCCACCAUUAGAGAAAAAUCAUAAUUUGAAUGACGAAAUAAUGGAUGACAUUUUAAACAAGGGAGGGUUUAAAUUCAAGUAUGAUGCGAAUCAAUUAGUUCAAGAUAAGGAAUUGGUGAAUUAUCUAUUAAACAUUGACAAUAUCCUUGAUCAUAAUGAAAAUACCCAUGAUAUGAAAAAUAGGAAAGAUACUUCCUUAAGUGAGUUGAAUAAGGCAAUGUCUAAUUUAUAUGAUACAACUUUACUUAAAUCCAAGAAAAUCUUAAUUCCACAUAAAAAUGAUCAUUUUGACUCAUUAACUGAGUUGAAUCAUUUGAAACGAUAUCUAGAGGAAUUACAUAACAGUAUUGAUAGUUUGGGACGAUCAUUGGGUGCUAACAGAAACAAAGUAAGGGAAAGUUAUAAGGACAAAAUUGAUGAUAAUAUAGCUAGAUUGAAUUUAGUUUCUAAGGAAUUGGAAACUUUGGAAACUAAAGCAAAUUUAUUUAGGGAUAAAAUAAGUCAACAAAAGUCAAAUACUACUAAUCAAAUGAUGGAAACCAUAACAAUUUUAACCGAUGUUAAUAAUAAGAUGAAGAAAUAUUCUAUAAUUAAAAGAAAUAGAAUUAUAGUUGAGGUCAAUGUCGUGUUGGGAUUAUUGGUUUUGAUUGUAAGUAUUUAUUAUGGCUACAAAAACAAAUAA
Molecule: messenger RNA, 1764 nt
Organism: Candida dubliniensis CD36
Lineage: Eukaryota; Fungi; Ascomycota; Pichiomycetes; Serinales; Debaryomycetaceae
Exons: 1
Coding region: 1-1764 (587 amino acids)
Source: RefSeq, a predicted model, not a curated record